This is a messenger RNA of Salvelinus sp. IW2-2015, 1142 nucleotides long. The record is from RefSeq and is a predicted model, not a curated record. NCBI's taxonomy places the organism in Eukaryota, Metazoa, Chordata, Actinopteri, Salmoniformes, Salmonidae.
UGUGUCCUCCUAUUUCUAUUCACACGUCUUGGAGUAUGCUCCGGAGGAUUUGGGAAUCCGGUCACAGAUGACGUGAGCAGGCUGAUGUUAUUGAGUGGUGUGUGCUGGGUUCUACUGAAUAUCUACCCACUGGAACAAAGCCUCAGGGAACUGACCCGGGUGUUUGGUGCCAUUUCUUCCAACAAAGAUAAUAUUAUGAUCUUCAUCACCAUGCUGCAAAAUCUACGCAUCAAAUGUGAUCAUGAGGAGCUGGUAAUGCCUGUCAGUUCUGCCAAAUGUAGAUCCAGUUACUAUCCUGAUGUUUACUUUGUUUGUCUGUACUUCCAGGAGGCAACAAUGCAAGUCUUUAAAUGCCACUAUAGGGCGGUCAAAUGGCCGUCUGGGCAGUAUUUCGACUAUAUCAGAGACAUUUUGAAUUCUGCAGCUCAYGGAGAAGGAGGAUUCCGCUGUGUGCCUCCACCCUGCCCUGCCCCUACUACAUCAGGUAAGAAACACYCCCCAACACACAGUAUCCAUUCAGCCCCKACAUACAGCAUUCACAAGUCUCUUCCUCACAGAGCGUGUUGUUGUCUCUCUCAGGAAGUGAAGCACAGGACCAUGAACAGACUCGGUCAAGGCGGAGUCUGCUGUUCCUGCUUCCGAUCCCAGUCACAGCCUGCGUGUUCCUCAUUGUGUGGGRGAUUAAAUCUAGAAGAGGAGGCUCCCCAGAGAGUAACCUUGAGAGAGGCCAUAGAAGGCUGUCCACUAAUGUGGAACGGACCAUAACCAUCCCUAUUCCACCAGUCACCAGUCCAACUGACACACCAAUAAUGGGGGAAGCCUGAUCACCACUGAGGGAGCAGAAGAAGCCAACAUCAAGCACUGCAUAGAGAUCAGAAAGCUCCCCGUCUGGACUGGUGUCACUCUGGACUGGUGUCACUCUGGACUGGUAUCUCUGAUUCUUCUUGGGUGAUAUCCCUGAGAGAACAGAGCUGAAAUCUCAUAUUUGGUGUCUUUGACAUAUCGGAGCUGAUAUGUCUAAAAUAUAUGGGUUGAUAUAGGGGUCUCACUUAAACAAGGGACAAUGGCGAUAAGACAUUAAUCAACCGCUUACUAGAACUAUAUAAUUUGGACUGCCAUAUAUUUUGACACAACACCAUGUA